Messenger RNA from Solenopsis invicta (red fire ant), 11736 nucleotides. Its product is annotated as neuronal acetylcholine receptor subunit alpha-7. Gene Ontology annotation, biological process: signal transduction; monoatomic ion transmembrane transport; regulation of membrane potential. Gene Ontology annotation, molecular function: transmembrane signaling receptor activity; acetylcholine-gated monoatomic cation-selective channel activity. NCBI's taxonomy places the organism in Eukaryota, Metazoa, Arthropoda, Insecta, Hymenoptera, Formicidae. Gene Ontology annotation, cellular component: neuron projection; postsynaptic membrane; synapse. The record is from RefSeq and is a predicted model, not a curated record.
GCUAAAUGAGAAUCAGUCCAGCGUUGGUCGCCGGCGAAGCCGCACCUGACAACCCCUUUGACGGGAGAGAGUGAAUACACAGUAGGCCCCGCGACCGAGAUUUAGUAGGGUCUAUCUGACGCGCGCCUAUUCGUAGUGGAGGGAGAGAGAGAUAAGGGAUGUUCUUGCGGUGCUGCCGGUCGCACGCGUUCCAAGAUCUGCAGUACCAAGUGUGAACCAUUCUCCCCUCCCGUUGUUCACUUUGACCCGAUGCUGCGGCAGCCGAGAGAACGCGGGAAGCCCGACAUACGGGACGAACCGAUGAUCAAACUGUGGAUGCGUCCCUGAGUCCAUUUUCUACAUAUACAGCACACGAAAUCUGCAUCAAGCCUCGUGAUACCAGUUGCGGUCGCUGGCGAUCGAGGCUCGACCAAUAUCCCCUGCUUGCUCGUGACCGACGUUGUUGUCGGGGACUAUUCGCGCGCGAGAUCGGAGUGAGAGAGAGAGGGAGAGAGAGAGAGAGAGAGAGGGACCCGAGGUGGUAAGCGGGAUCCGUAGGCGAAACCAAAUCAGAGAUGUCCGUGCUGCCCGACGAUGUCGCGUCGUUGUGCAGACUGUCCGGGCCAUAGUGCACGCAGAUUGUACCCUCCGGUACGGGAUAGCAGCGUACGACAGCACCAGGAUAUCGCUACGUGGAGGCAGUCACGUGCCCCCGACGAAGCUAGGACGAUGCACCUGGCGAGCUCGCUGCAGGUGCGACCGGGCGAGCCCUGAGGUUUCACGAUCGCUCCGUUUCCAUCGCGCCGAGCGGCUCGCCGCCGAGGACAGCUGAUCUUCCGGGUGGUUCAGGUCGAGGUUCGUCCUCGCUCGACGCGCCUAGCAGCCACGUGUGAGGACGAGCAAACGAGCGGUGGCGGUGAGGCGGCGGUGGUGGUGGCGGGGAGGGAGAAAAUCGCCAACGUGGAGGAGGUGGUACUCGAUCAGGCGGUCAUCGAGGAAGCAGCCUCCUUCCGGUACCUCCUCGAGCAAACAUGAGACGCUCGUGGACGCUUGUCGCGGCGUUAGCCCUGGCUGCAUCGGGGCUGGUAAGUGGCGGUCUCCACGAGAAGAAGCUGCUGAACGAUCUGCUGGACUCGUACAACGUGCUGGAGCGGCCGGUGGGCAACGAGUCUGAAGCCCUUGUGCUGAGCUUCGGCCUCACGCUCAUGCAAAUAAUCGACGUCGACGAGAAGAACCAGUUGCUCAUCACAAAUCUCUGGCUCAAACUGGAAUGGAACGACGUAAACAUGAGAUGGAACGUCGAGGAGUAUGGAGGUGUACGAGAUCUCAGAAUACCGCCACAUCGGCUGUGGAAACCCGACGUUCUUAUGUACAACAGCGCCGACGAGGGUUUCGAUGGUACUUACCCGACGAACGUCGUCGUAAAGAACAAUGGGACCUGCAUGUACGUGCCGCCCGGUAUAUUCAAGAGCACUUGCAAGAUAGACAUUACCUGGUUUCCCUUUGACGAUCAGCGCUGUGAGAUGAAAUUUGGUUCCUGGACGUACGACGGCUUUCAGUUGGAUCUGCAGCUGCAGGAUGAGACCGGAGGUGACAUCAGCAGUUUCAUCACAAACGGCGAGUGGGAUCUGUUGGGUGUACCCGGUAAAAGGAAUGAAAUCUAUUACAAUUGCUGCCCGGAGCCGUACGGACAUCACUUUCGUCGCGUGGACAUCACUUUCGUCGUCAUCAUCAGAAGACGCACACUCUACUACUUCUUCAACCUGAUCGUGCCGUGCGUCCUGAUUGCCAGCAUGGCCGUCCUCGGGUUCACCCUGCCGCCCGAUUCCGGCGAGAAACUUUCCCUCGGGGUAACCAUUCUCCUGUCCCUUACUGUGUUCUUGAAUAUGGUUGCCGAAACAAUGCCGGCGACGUCCGACGCCGUACCGCUUUUAGGGACGUAUUUCAAUUGCAUCAUGUUUAUGGUGGCCAGUAGCGUGGUCAGCACGAUCCUCAUCUUGAACUAUCAUCAUCGGAAGGCUGAUUCCCAUGAAAUGGGUCGAUGGGUUAGAAUACUUUUCCUGUAUUGGCUACCUCGCGUACUCCGUAUGUCACGGCCAGGACAGGAGGAAGAAAAGGAAGCAGUACAAAAGUCUCAGAAACCAUCUCCAGUGACAGGUGCGAGCAAGUCAUACGGCGAUCUGGAGCUGCACCAGAGGAGUAGUAAGUCCCUCUUGGCGAACGUCCUGGACCUGGAUGACAACGCGCUGGCGUCUCACAACAACUUACUGAACAAUGUGUACAGCACACCCGGACCUCAUCACGCGCACGCGAUGGGUCACGGCCACAGUCACAUUCACACGACGCCUCAUCAUCAUCACAGCCACGCACCUACGACGCCGCAUCAUCAGCACGCGACGCCGCUACCGCACUCAUCGUAUCCCGGCCAUCAAAUCUCGCAUACGCCGCAUCAUCAUCCACAUCCGCAAGACGCGUCAACGCCGCAGGUCGAGACGAUACUCCAGAACGCGUGCUUCUGUGCUCGUUACGAGCUUGUGUUAAUCUUGAAGGAAAUUAAGAUAAUAACGAAUCAAUUGAAGAGCGAGGAUGAGAACACGAAGGUCACGAACGACUGGAAGUUCGCGGCGAUGGUGAUCGAUAGGAUGUGCCUAAUCAUUUUUACUCUGUUCACCAUCAUCGCUACCAUCACCGUCCUGCUGUCAGCACCGCAUAUUAUCGUCACGUGAUUCAGAAAAGCCAGUCUGCCGCCGGUGGUUCCGGGGCUGACGAGGAUUGCGUGCCGGACGCCGGCGCCGGCGUCGACGGACGCAGCUCGCGACGCUCUAACCGAGCGUCCGCCCUUAACCGGUUUCCGCCCGAUCGGGUUUAAGGGUGUUCAUCUUCGGGUUCGCACGCCGCUUCGUUUCGGAGACUUGCGCGUUAGGAAGAAAGCAAUACUGGGAGUAACUUCGUUUCUUUAUGAUAUACAUAAUAAUACCAGUAAAAAUGAAAAUAAUAAUACUAUCGAUAAUGAGGAUAACGAUAAUAGUACUAAUAAUAAUUACGUAAUAGUAACGGUAAAACUUUAUCGUAUAAUUAUCCCACGAGGACGCCUUAGCGAAACACGUUGACACACCGUUUAUAAACGGCGCGAGCACACGCGUGAAAACGAAGGACAACACGUUACACAGGGACACGCGGGAUCAGAGCAUACGCGAAGAGGAUACACGUACACUGGUUUGUUACACGCAUCCCUGAGAGCAGUCGAUGUGACGAACACUUUGUACAGUUGAGAUGGCACAUUUUGACGAACGAGUCAAAAUUAGUUAGUUCUAUAAAAGAUCCAAUUACGAAUUUUCAUAGUCAUAAGUAUAACGAUCGAAUCGACAAAAGUAUUCGACUCUGUCCUCCGCGACUACUACUUGGGGAUGUAACCACACACACACACGUACACACACGCACGUAACAUCAUGCGAGAGCGAUAAUACGCACGGAACCGUGAUUUGCCAAUGAGUUUAAAAAUACUUUUCUGCGGCCCAAGGUUAGUACGAUAUAGAAAUCUUCGAAUGUACCCGAGCAUCAGUAUAUUGCUAGGUUUAAGAGAUUCUUACGGCAGUCCAGACAAGUUUCGUAACGUUUCUACGAAUCCGCAUAAAGACUCGUAAAAAUUCAAGAAUCCCCAAAAGCAUAAAAUUUUGAAAAAUAUAAAUUUCAAAGAAUAUGAAAUUAAAAUAUACAUGAAGAACAUGAAUAUACAGUAGUGUGCUCAAAAAAAAAAACGCUGAUAUAAAAUCAAAGUUUUCGACUGAGAUUCUCGAGAAUACGUAAACUGUAAUAUCCUAAAGAAAUUCGGGAAUUACUGAAUGUCAGUUGAUAUUAGUUCUUGUUCACGACAAGAUGUGGAAAGAAGCGCUCGAGAAUGCCGGCGACAAAUCCUUUUUGUCCGUACAAAACAAAGUGACGAAGGAGAAAAGAGAAAAAAAAAACAGCAAAUAGGGAUAAAAAAGACGAAGCGGGACAAGGGUUGGGCUUUAAAGGUAAAACGCACAGUUUACCCUUUCAGAAUACACUCGAUGAACUGCCAAGGUGAUUCAAAUAAUGCCAGUGAAUUUUUCUUAUCCGUAUCAUUAGUAUGUAAAAAUCGACGACGACUUAAUAAACGGGGGAUUUGUAUUACGAUUUAGGUGGUGGUGAACAUAAAAUACUCUCUCGAGUAGGUCGCGAGAGAGAGAGAGAGAGAGAAAGAAAGAGAGAUUAUAGAAGGACACUACGGAAGAAUGCAGAAAUCGGACACAGGAGAUAAAUGCGAAGAAUUGUGAUUGUUCGAUAACUUCCGCUGUGACAAAUUCAGUUUCGAGUAAUGUAUUUUCCUUCAUAUCUGCAAGUUCGAAUGUUCUGUUUCGUUAUUAAUCCGCAUUCUCGUCACACAUUUAGCCCUAACUUUUCUGAUCCCUAUUUCGCAUUGGGAUUGUGUAAAUACUCUAUGAACAUGUGUAUUAGGAUAUUAAACGGCUCUAUAUUUCGGAGAAUCGGACAACUAUAACUUUUCAACCUGACUGUCCGAGUUUCGUAUAAAUCAUGAGACCAGGACAACCGAAAUCUCGAUCGCAUUCUUUAAUACGGUUUUCAAGUUUUGAAUUUCAAACAGAACGGAUAUAUUUUCCGUUGGAUGUGUGCCGAGAAAACGGAUCGUUAUCUCUUACAUCGCACGUAUACGAGCUCUAGUACGCAGACGUACUUGCAUUUUGUAGUACAUACAAGUACUCGCGUACGUUUCAUUGUCUGACGUAUCAAUCUUUUUCCUUCUCCGUAAUGAUACCAUUACAGAAAUCGUUAUCGCGACAGCACUGUAACUUCUUUCCGACAUUUAAGAAUCGUUUCAGAGUGCUAAGGAAGCGUGGCGUUUUAUUUCUCUUCUAUUAGAAAAAGAUGUGCAACUUGAAUGUCUCUCGUUCUGUUACCUCGAAAGCACUGCGGCGCAUUUCCUGAAUAUCGGCAGCUAUAUUAAAAUUGAAUAUACUAUGUAAAAAAAAAAUUGACAUUGCAAUACUAAACAUUACGAUCAACGAGUGGAUUCAUCACGAUGAAUAUUUUUUUUUGGUCCGCAAAAGAAAAACGAUAUAGGAAACAUGACUUCACUUUUGAGUGCAUACAAAAAAAAUUUAACACUUGUCACGUUUCCCUGCUAAUUCAUGAGCCGCUCGAGAGCGUGGUGGAAAAUUGCGGAAGCGACGGAGUCGAUUAGUCACGCUAGGAAGAAGAAAAAGCAACGUGGGAUGAGGACCGAUAAAGAAAGAAAGUUGCUCUUGCUCACGGACAGACUCGUAGGCGGACGUCGUCUCGACGAGACAUCAGGGAGACGAACUCAAGUCGUAUCGUACAUUUUUUGGCCAUCGGCACUGGAUACGCGACAACCAAUCACGUUAUCUUUUAAAUACUAUUAUUAAAGUAAUGAAUCGUUGUUGAUCAUGUUGUAUCGUGGAUGGGAUUACGUGUAGAAGUAUAGUAAGAAUACGAUGUUUUUUGAUCUCUAGUGCGCGGGAAUAAACGACGAAGAGGAAGAAAAAAUAAACAUACUAAAAAUCGCGUCGAAUGUAUUAAACUCGUGAGGGAGAUAGAAAUUUUUAGACGAGAGAAAUGCGCGAUUAAUCAUUAUAAGUGUCAAAUAGUUAAGGAGAAAUCAAGGAAAUAAUUCAUUAUAAAAAAAAAAGGAAUAAACAUGUAGUUCGAGACAUCGACGUUUUAAUGCCGACACGAUUGCCCUUUAUGCGAUAAACGUUAAUAAGCGGCUCGAUUAGCCUCUAAUUGACUUGGCGAAAUAAUGACGUUACGCCUAGUCUUAUGAACCAAAUACAUGCUGAACUGAUCUAGUAUUUUAGAACUAGAACAACCAAUGCCAAAAAAAUAUAAACACAUCGCGCUUUGGAAGUAGGAAGAAGAAAAAGAAUAAAAAGAAUUUUUAUGUAUUUGAAAAAAUAUAUCUUUGAUAAUUUGAAAUAUAAUUUUAUUCUCUCUUCAACUCUUGUUUUAUUUUCAAAAAAUAAUUUUUGCCAAAUGUCAUAUUCUCAUACAGAAAUUAUAAUUCCUCAAAACAAGUUUUACAUUAUCAAAUUUAUUUCUACCAGUACAUAAAAGCUAUAAUAAGCUUUUCAAACAUUACAGUCUAGAUAAGGAAACGUUUAUCCUCCUACUUCCAGGCUACAAAGUGCCGAUUAUAUCGUUUCCAAAGUUAAUGAUGUAAAAUAGAAGUUUCUUAAUGCCUUUGCAAUUUUUGUCAUUAUAAGACGUCCCGUUAUGUCAUUUUUUUAAUGUGCGUUUGCUGUAGUUCAAGUUGGUGGAAAAAUUUAUUAACAAUAACGUUCUUUUAAAUAAGAAGAAAAAUGUAGCUAGAUUUUACGUCUUGUUAUCGUCAAGGUGUAGAUUUUUUUCAAAAUAACAAACAUUUUUAAAAAUAACAAACUGGAUUAUCUCAUUGUUUCAAUUAACAUUAGAGGAAAAUAAUUUGAUUGUUAGGGCUUCUUUUAAUGAAGCCUUCGCUGCUUCGAAUUUAACCGCGAUUGUUAUGUACGAAACGUAACGCGUAUCAGGUCGGUUGCGAUAAAUUACGUCGCAAGUAUAAAAUUAAUCUAGAAGAAGUGGUGGUAUAUGGAUUGCGAGUCCUAGAACAUUACGGGUAUCAAAAAGUUGUUUUAGUAAACAACGCGUAAUCUUAAUGUAAUCGAGAUUUACCUAUUAGAUAGAAAAAAAAAUAAUUCGUACUGCGCGAUACUGUACGAUUGUACUUAUUCUAUAAUUAUACUUAUAAAUGUGCAUUGUCACAUAUCGCAUAUGGGAAUUCAUGUUUAAGACAGAAAAUUGCUCACUGUAAUUUGUCACUAACAACCGCUGAUUUAUUUUCCUAUAAAUUAAUUAGUAUGUAUACACACACAUACUUGUUACAAUCAAAGACAAGAAUAAUCAUUCUUUCCUUUACGUGGAAAUACCGAGAGUUUCUUCACGAUAAAAAUUAAUGAUAAUGAAAAUUGCGAGAUAUUCGGUAUCUUAGGAUAGUUUGCAUCUAAAGAGAAAACUUGCAAAAAUUAAAACUUAAUUGAUUUUUAUAUAUAAAAGAAAAUUGCAACACUAUAGACAAUUAACAGUUAUUAAAAUUCUGAAAAGAGCUUAUAAUAAAAUUAGUAUAUCAAAAUUUCAAACUUUUCAAAAUCUCUUUCUCAUAAUGAUGCAAACUCGCCUAAUUUUACGAUAUAUGAAAUUCAAACGCUUACGAUUAACAUACGCAAAUAUUAUACCACUUAAUGCAGACUUUUUCCCGCGAUUUCCGCAACAAAGAAUUGUAAGGAAAGAAUUAUUGUCAUGAAUUCUUGCUGAGAAUUUUCAAAUCCGCAUAUAAGUGAGUUUUAAAUUCAGGCGAAACGUGACGUGAAAAGUUUCCACCUCCUUGAACUCGAUAUGGACUCGAUAUUUUGAAGAUAACGCAGCAAACGUACUCGAAUGUAUUGUGUGCGGUGUGAUCCGUCGCUUUCACAAUUGAAAAUAAUUUAUUGAAUAAUCAUAAAUUUAUUAAGCAGCAAAGAUACAUAUAAAAUAAGAAAUAUAGCGUUUUUGUUGUUUGGUUAAUUUUUGGUCAAUUUUAUUAUUAAUAUGUAAAAAUCUUCAAUUAACUUUACAAAGCAAAACAGUUCAACUCAAUUGUUUUAUAUUUUCAUAUAUAUUAUGUAUAUAAGUAUUUACAAAACUAAUAAUUUAAAUUGGCCAGAUUGAAAUACGUAUAUAAUUACAUGCGCGUGAUCCAAGCUUCCUACAGUUGAAUUUAAAGAAUUAAUAAGUUUUUUGUGCUUUAUCGUUGUCUUCCGUAUUAUAUUAAUUCAUCCAUUCUAUUAAUUGUGAAAAGUAGGUGAAAGCGGCGGCAAACAAUGAAAUUUCCGUAUAAACUGAACAAUUUGAGAGAAUUACUGAAUAAGGAAAAAAGAGAGAGAGAGAAAGUGGGAAAGAAGAGGGGUAAGAUAAGAGGCAUUAAUGUGACUUGCGCCUUUAAAAUCGAUAACUCAGCUUAAUAUGCGUGGGGCUGUUAUAUAAACUGUAAUCUUGUAAUAAAACAGAAAUAAUAAUAAUAAUGAUACCAUUAGUGAUAACGAUUAACGAUAAUGGUAAAUGAUAAUAUUACUAUUAUUACUAAUAAUAACAAUAAUAAUAUUAAAACGUAUUAGCUACAAGACUCUUCGCCUGUGUACGAAAUGUUGAAAUUUCCUUUCUACGACGUUGAUAUACGAUUAAGUCGACUUCCGAUCGCGAAUCGAAUCGUUCUUAAUUAAGGAGUAGUUGUGGCGGACAGAGAGAAAAAGAGAGAGAAAGAGAAGCGGAGAAAAAAAUUAAUAUACGAGUUAACUAAACGAAGGUUGAUAGGCUUAUAGGAUAUCGUAGUAGUGCAAGAUGUACAGGGUGAAGACAAGAAAAUUCGGCAGCGCGAUAAGCGAGGAUUUUUCGAACGUCUCGUCCACCGAUCGACAAGCAAAGAAUAAUAGAAAUAAGAUCGAAAGCAGAUCAAAUGAUAUCGGCGAAAUAAUAUCGAAAGCAGAUCAAAGAAUAUCGGCAUCGUGAGAACGCCAAAUUAUCAAUUUGGAAUCAAUAAUCCAGUCCUGAAAUUUGACGAUGAGCCUCGUUUCAUCGAGCCGACGCAACACACUUCCGUCGUGAUGUGGAAAUUAACCCGUUAUAUCCAAACGUAAAUUUUUCCUUCAGUUGUGUACAAAUAUCCUUAAGUAAAGUACUUCUGGACAUACGGGCUAUAACGAGUUAAGCCGUAUGCAAGUUUCAUAGCACUUUUAGCACGUUUCACUCGAUUCUAUCCAUCACUCGAGCGUUUUAAGGACUUUACCUAAGGACUUACCGAAUAGAAAUAAUUACGAUUGCUCAUCGAUUAUGCCUGUCGUUUACGUGUCAAGACAAUCCCCCGAUGACUCCAAGUGGCUGACGACGAAAACUGUACUUCUUGAUAUAUGUAAUACUACCUCUAAUUAACGCGAGAAAGAAAGAGAGAGAGAGAGAAUAUUGACGGCAUUCUGUCCGUCGAGUGUAACUUAUCGUAAGGUCUAUUAUACUAUAGCAUGCCAAAGUCUUCCGCCAUUAGUCGCCUAGUAUAGCUGACGAGUUUUCUCGGUUGCAAAAGUUUUCGCGAGAUUAUCGUUGUAAAGAUCGUCGAGUACUCGCGUGAACUUAACUUGAUGACUCCCCCGUUUGCACCAAUAUCGCUCAAGGGGAAUAUAAUCAAGGUUUCGAUGAAAGUCGUUGCAACUGCUCGCGGCUGUUCAGCGUUAGUAGCUCGCUGUGAUGUAAGUAGUUAAAGCUCUAGCGACAAACUCUAACACUUCUAGAUCUAGCACUGAAACUAGCCGCACGACGGAAAACGAGAGGCGAAAUGGUACGAGAUCAUCGAGAAUCAAUUGUGCUAAUAAUUCUCCAUUCGAGGAGCCGAUCACGUUACUUUAUCUGUAAGCAAAUGCACGUUUGUACCUGCAUUCGUACAUUUCGUACGAAUUCGCAGAAAUCGUGAUCGUGUAAGAAUUUAACAAAACAAAGAUUAGAUCAAAUGAAAUUUGCGACGCUUAAAAGUCAACAUAAAAUUAUUGACUCACUGGCUAUUACGUGGUCAACAUAUUUUAUGACUUGCUCGAUCCAAUGGCGAUGAUCGGAUCGACUAUGGCAGUGCGUUUUUUGAACGCGCAAAGCUACAAUUUUUCUGCUGACUUUUUCGAGACAGUGUGAAUUUUUCAUAAUAAAUUAUUCACACGCACGCUUUCGAUGGGAGUGCGACUUGGAAAAAGUGACACUAGCAAGGAUGAUUAUCACUAUACUUUGUUACAUUCAGAAUGCAGGGACCGAAGCGCCGAAACUUACGAAGAAAAUAUAGAAGCAAUUACGCUUUCUACUUUUAAAUAGUAUGUCUGACUGAGGCGGGCAGCUUUGGAUCGGUGGAGACGUUCGGAAGAUCGGCGAUCGCUUGCCCGUACUUAUUAGACCGCUCUUUAUACAUACAUGUAUAUAAUACAUAUGCAUGGAUUAUAUAUUAUACAUACGCGACAGAGGUUUAAUUAUAUUGACGACAAGUAGCGUGUAAAUCGUUGCUCGCGCUCAACCCCGUUGUUAAAUUAAGCGAAACGAGAUAUCGUCCGCGUAGGAUAUUGCUGCUGGUUACACGAAUCGCGUCGUUCUGCUUAUCGAUCACUGCAUUAAAUUCUUACAAUAAAUUUUUACGCAUAAGGAGAAGUGAUCCGACAGGGAGCGAAACGAAACGAUUGCCGUAAAAUGAUGCUGCGUUACUAUAAAAAUUGUUAUUAUAUUGUCAAAAAAUAUUGUAUGUAAAUCCUAAUUGUAAAUGGUACAAGUACUGAAAUAUUGCAAGCAAGCUUUUCUUUCAGAUCGAAUACAAUAGCGGACUAACAGUUAACACAAAAGGCAUUCUUCCGAUAUUCUUCCGUUUGGGAAGCCCACACGCGUCCAAUCUCGGAUCAAAUCGCUCUUGAUGGAACAAUUGUACAGAGAUAUAGGAUGUUUUCGGUAUAAAACUACGCCAUCGUAUUCACGUUCGAUGGCUCGUGGAGCCAUCACGGCGGGAUAGCAAAAGCAAAACGACGCUUUUCGUGCCAUCGCACAGAGCGACGCGGAUUUCGAGUGUCACGUUAUCGCCAUCGAAACGUUUUGCCGGCGCGGCUCGGGGCAAAGUUUUGCGUGUAAAAAUUCCACUGUGCCAUUGUUUGUAAAGCAUUACAAUGAUCAAUCAUCCGGGUUGACCGGUCGAUUAACGCGAGCAGGCGAAAGCGAGAAAACCAGGGAGAAAACAGAGUAAUUAAGGUAUGCUCGCGCGCGUAUCUCUUUUUACAACGGUGGCGAAUUAAUUAAUUAGAUUAACUGAUUAGGAGAAACGUAAGUUCAAGUGCCAAAUUUUUAGCUAAUCCUUAAAGCGUAAACGAGCGCGCUGUGAAGCGAACGUGUACGCGAUAGGUCUGAAUAGGAAUGUAAUUAACGCGAGGGGGAGAUCAACGGCGGCUCGGAAGUAACACGUAAAAUCAAUUACGAAUUAAUUUGUUACGUGACUCAAGAAGAAUCUGCGAAAUGAUUCCGCAAAUUGUAGAUUUUAGUGCUUCUCUCAGUUUCACUUUCACUAUUUACAUUGAUUUACUAAACCGUGUCCUGAACAAAGUAACGAAAGCAUUCUUUAUUACUCUGCCAAAAGUUCGAGAUAAGGAAACGGAUAUAAUAUAAAAAAAAAAACAAAUCAUUUAUUAACGCCAGAAAUGUAAUGUAACGCUUUGAUAAAAAGCAACCUAAAAACAUAAAACGUUUGCAAGUGUAAACAAAAGUACGAUUUUUUUUUCUUCAAUAUAGCUUUAUAUUUUUUCAAAUUGCCCUAUGCCCACAAACGUAGAAUGCCACAUAUACGCAGAUUUACUGCACGAAACCGCGGAUGAGAGAGAAAACAAAAUCCUGAGUUCGAGUCAAACGAGCAUUACAUAUUUUGCGUCAGAAUUUCACGGUGAACGCGUGACCGGUAGGAAAAAAAUAUAUAUAUGUAUAAAAAAGAGAACAGAGAUAAGAAAAAACGCGUCACAGCCAACUGAAUUUAAAAAUGAAUUUUUACAAAAGCAAAAGUGCACACAGUUAUUUCCGGCAGGCAAUACUCGUUUCCUUCCGUUUUGAAUCCUCGCACAGCUAACUCAUCACGCGCGAUUUUACAGGAAGCCGCGUUGUUCUAUCGAAAGAGGAAAAAACGAUCAAAAAAAA